Molecule: messenger RNA, 3796 nt
Organism: Cherax quadricarinatus
Lineage: Eukaryota; Metazoa; Arthropoda; Malacostraca; Decapoda; Parastacidae
Product: piggyBac transposable element-derived protein 2-like
Source: RefSeq, a predicted model, not a curated record
AGCCCAUGAUGACACUCUUCAGGUCACUUGUUCUAUCUAGGCUGGAAUAUUGCUGCACUCUAACAGCACCUUUCAAGGCAGGUGAAAUUGCCGACCUAGAAAAUGUACAGAGAACUUUCACGGCGCGCAUAACGGAGAUAAAACACCUCAAUUACUGGGAGCGCUUGAGGUUUCUAAACCUGUAUUCCCUGGAACGCAGGAGGGAGAGAUACAUGAUUAUAUACACCUGGAAAAUCCUAGAGGGACUAGUACCGAACUUGCACACGAAAAUCACUCACUACGAAAGCAAAAGACUUGGCAGACGAUGCACCAUCCCCCCAAUGAAAAGCAGGGGUGUCACUAGCACGUUAAGAGACCAUACAAUAAGUGUCAGGGGCCCGAGACUGUUCAACUGCCUCCCAGCACACAUAAGAGGGAUUACCAACAGACCCCUGGCAGUCUUCAAGCUGGCACUGGACAAGCACCUAAAGUCAGUUCCUGAUCAGCCGGGCUGUGGCUCGUACGUUGGUUUGCGUGCAGCCAGCAGCAACAGCCUGGUUGAUCAGGCGCUGAUCCACCAGGAGGCCUGGUCACAGACCGGAGCCGCGGGGGCGUUGACCCCCGAAACUCUCUCCAGGUAAACUCCAGGUACAUAAUUGGUCCAGGGACUGGACUCCAAAGUUUUGAUAGCUGAGCAAGUUACAGAGGUAAUGAACUCACAAUUUACAAAGGUAAUGAACUUGUGGAAAAUUGCAUUUAUCUGAAUGUAUCAUUAUAUACAUAACAGUAAAUGAAAAGAUAAUUAUUAUUUAUCAGUUAAACAUGUAGGAAUUUGGGACACCUAGGUGGCAAAAAAUGUCCCCCUUCAAUACCUACCACUGUCAUAUCCACAAGUUGCUCUGGACCUAUUAAUUACCAAUGAAAUAUGUAUAACCAGGAAUACUGGUAAAUAUAUAAAUUUUGUGGACUGUAUAUUAAAAAUGGUUAUAUAUAUACACAAUUACAUAACAGAAGGAAAAUAUAUCUUAAUAUCACUCACCAAUUUGACUGGAGAUUAAUGUGUAUCAUACUCAGAAAACCUCACUCUAACUAAAUCUAUGAAAAUAAUACUGGCCAGAAUUACACACAAAUCUAGAGAGCUUAUCUGAGGUUCCUGGAGAGGUCUUGUCCAGUCGCCUGAUAUCUCAAGCUAUGCAGGAAUGCAUAUCCACCAAUUCCGUCUCCUAUUUGAGAGGUGUCAACCCAGUUUUAACCUCUAGAGCACGAAAAAUUCUUCUCAUUACUAAUGUCUGUUACUCCAUUCAAAAAACACAAAAUGGCGACUCUCGUCUGCGCAGACGCAGGCUUUCCGUUUUCUAUGACUUAAAUAUUAUUAAAUACAGUAUGGCCAUCUAUUUACAUAUAAAUACUGAAUUUCUGGAAAAUAUAUACAGUAUUUUCCACACUGCGGCUGGCCGGAGUUCGUUGCUUAACGAUUCAAAUUACUCAUUUAGGAGACGAUUCCAGCCAGUUCUGGCUUGAGUGGCUGUUCUCCUAGUAGGUCUUACUAUGAUUUCAUCUUCCGGCAUCACUUGGUCUGCGUUAUCUUCCACAUCACUUGUGUCACUUUCCCUCAGAUUUUCAUUUACGUUUGAUUGAACACCUAACUCCAAGGGAAUCAAUUUAUUAAUUGUGCGUAAACUUUCCUGGCCAUGACAGAACACUUUGACAUUCCUGACAACACCUUGUGCAUCUGGGUACAAUGUCAAUACUUUGCCCAGAGGCCACAAUGUUCGUUGUUGUUCAGUGUCAACCCUUUACCGGGCAGGACCGAGUGUACUCGGUCCUCAAAACGUGGUUUUUUGCGCACGUCCUCCGACUCCCCCAGCGCAUCUAGGUUCCCAUUCUCUAUUUCUGACCAAUCACAGACCUUCCCUGAGUCGCCCCAGCUGAGCGGUGAUGGCGGCUGCCCGAUUCCCAUUGGUCGAGAGAGCAGAAUGUAAACACUUCUACCUUGCCGGCGCAAAAACUCGUGUUUCUCGGUUGAGUGCUCCUUAUAUACUGAAGCAUUUCACCCAAUACAAUGUCGAUCAAUAAGAAAUUGUUCUACGGUGAGUCCUCCAAGGAUAAGUCGAAAUUUGUCUGUGUUUGGGAUGAUAGUGACUCAGAUCAAGACUCAGAUGACCUGGAUUUCCUGGAUAGUGAGGAUGAAUUCUUGCCACCAGAUGCAGAGGUGUCAACAGAUGAGGAGGAGGAAGCUGGGCCACCACCAAAAAAACAAAAAUUGAACAAGAGGAAGAAACGUAUUACUAUGGAGGAAUACCCUGAUGAAGAAGUGCUUCAAGAUGAUCUUGCUUCUCAAGGAGACACCAAAUGGAAGAAUGAGGACAUCCACACUGACCCUUUGCCUAAAUAUCAACAUAUAAAGCCUGUUGAAGUUAGGUGUGCAUAUGAUUAUUUUACAGACUUUUUUACUCAAGACAUGAUAGACAACAUUACAUUUCAAACUAAUUUGUAUGCCAGGCAAAAAGACAUACAUACUACUUUUCAAACAGAUUCUGAGGAAAUGACUAGGUUUAUAGGUAUUCUGUUGCAUAUGGGUUACACUGUACAGCCAUCCAUUGAGGACUAUUGGAGAAGUGCAAGUAGGAUAACUCAAGUUGCAGAAGUCAUGGGAUCAAAGAGGUUUAGGUUGCUGAGGCGUACCAUUAAUUUCAAUGAUAACACACAAAAGAAGGAUAAUGACAGAUUCUACAAAAUAAGGCCUCUUUACAAUGGACUAACUAAAGCUUGCUUGAAAGUUCCAGCUACACCCAAGCAGUCUGUUGAUGAAGUUAUGGAUGCUUUCAAGGGUAAAACAGCUGGAAACCUAAGGCAAUACAUCAAAAACAAACCAGACAAGUGGGGUUUCAAACUCUUCUGUCGUGCCAGUGAAGAUGGAAUCAUACAUGAUAUACUGAUGUAUCAAGGUAACCCAACUUUUGAGAACCAUCACAUAAAGCUGUCAAAUGAAGAAAGUAACCUCCCAAUGAGUUCCAGGAUUGUUCUUGUACUUGCAGCAUCUCUUGACCAAAGAAAAACAUCAGCAGUCUAUGCUGAUAAUUUCUUUUCAAGUCUACCUUUGGUCAAGGUACUGAGAGACAAGUAUAACUGCAGGUACACUGGAACAAUACGUGAUAAUAGAUGUGGUAAGCCACAACUGAUGCCUGUGAAAGAAAUGCAAAAGAGUAAUGUGGCCAGGGGCUAUUUUGAUUUCCAAAGCAAUGAUGAUAUCCUUCUUGUAAGAUGGAAGGACAACAAAGUUGUGACUCUAGUCACAAAUGAUGUCGGAGUUUAUCAUUUGGGUCUUAUUGAAAGAUAUGACAAGGCAUCAAAGAAGAAAGACCACUUUGAGUGCCCAGGCAUCAUCAAGAACUACAACGCAAACAUGGGAGGUAUCGACAAAAGUAACAUGUUGGUCCAUCUUUACAAAACGCCAAUGAAAUCAAAGCGUUGGUACAUGCGGCUCUUUGCUUAUGUUUUGGAUGUUGCUGUUGUGAAUGCAUGGCUUCUUUACUGUCGUGAUUGUAGGUCACUAAACAUGCCAUGCACACCACUGAAGCUAUUCAGGCUUGAGAUCUCUGUCACUGCAAGAUCCAAAGGACAAAAGGUCAACCGCACCAGCAUGAGACGAAGUCGAGAUUCACCCAGUACUUCUUUGGUUGACAGUAAUGACGAUUUGUCAAACGUGGAAUACCCAUCUGCAUUUCAGUACCAACGUGCAGAAAGGCCAGAUGACAGUGUGAGGCUGGAUAAACAGCUAGGUCACUGGCCAGUGCUAGGUGCAGUUAUUAAAUGA